AUGUCAUCAACCACAUCAGCAUCAUCAACAUACAUAGACGAAGAUACAACAUGGGACUCACUUAACUUGGACCCAAGAUUACUACAAGCAAUUGACAAAUUAGGUUUUGAAAAUCCAACAUUGAUUCAAAGUAGUGCUAUACCUUUAGCAUUGGAUGAGAAAAGAGAUAUAAUAGCGAAAGCAAGCACUGGGUCAGGAAAGACUGCUGCUUAUUCUAUACCGAUAAUACAGAAUUUAUUAACUGACAAUUCGGAAAAGGGGAUCAAGAGUUUGAUUUUAGUGCCUACUAGAGAAUUAUCUAAUCAAGUUUAUCAAUUUAUGGAAAAUUUGAUUAAGUAUAGUAACAAGCAAAUUGGGAUUUUGAAUUUAUCUUCUAGUUAUAGUGAUCAAGUCUUGCAGUCAUUGUUGAGUAAUAAACCAGAAAUUAUAAUAUCCACACCUAAUAAAUUGAUUCAGAUAUUGGAAAUGAAUGAUAAGAGCAAUAAAAUAGAUUUAAGUACAGUGAAGAAUUUAACAAUUGAUGAAGUUGAUUUAAUUUUAAAUUUUGGGUAUCUUGAAGAUUUAAAUAAAUUGGAAAAUUAUUUACCAGUAAAGAAAAAUUUGCAAACUUUUUUAAUGUCAGCUACAAUAAAUGAUGAUUUAAAUGAACUCAAAACUAAGUUCUGUACCAAACCAGCAAUUCUAAAAUUAGACGAUGAGACAAAUAAUAAUGAUAAAUUAGUUCAAUUUUAUGCUAAAACUACAGAGUUCGAUAAAUUUUUAUUAAGUUAUGUCAUUUUCAAAUUAAAUUUAAUCAAGGGGAAAACAAUAGUGUUUGUGAAUAAUAUAGAUAGAGGGUAUAGACUUAAGUUGUUUUUGGAACAAUUUGGUAUAAGGUGUUGUAUAUUAAAUUCAGAAUUACCUAUAAAUUCAAGAUUACAUAUUGUUCAAGAAUUUAAUAAGAAUGUUUAUAAUUUAUUAAUUGCAACUGAUGAAAAAUCAUUGGAGAAAGAACAAGAAGAAGAUGAAGAAGAAGAUUCAAAGAAAGAUACAUCAAAUAACAAGAAAGAUACCAAAAAAUCGAAAAAACCAAAAAAUGAUAAAGAAUUUGGAGUUUCAAGAGGUGUUGAUUUUAGAAACGUUGCAUGUGUUUUAAAUUUUGACUUACCAACCACAUCAAAAGCAUAUAUACAUAGAAUCGGAAGAACGGCGAGAGCUGGGAAAUCAGGUAUGGCAUUAUCAUUUGUUAUCCCCACAACAGAAGUAGGUAAACAUAAAAUAGCAUCAUUACCACUGGCUAAAAAAGAUGAAAAAAUUUUAGCUAAAAUAGUAAAACAACAAGAAAAAAAUGGGUUUGAAAUUAGACCAUAUCAAUUUGAUAUGAAACAAGUUGAAGGUUUCAGGUACAGAGCAGUUGAUGCAUUUAGAUCAGUUACUCAAACUGCUGUAAGAGAAGCAAGAGUUAAAGAAUUGAAAAAUGAAUUAAUCAACUCGGAUAAAUUAAAAAGAUACUUUCAAGAAAAUCCCCAGGAUUUAGCAAGUUUGAGACAUGAUAAAGAAUUACAUCCAACUAGAAUACAAGCUCAUCUUAAAAGAUUACCACAAUAUCUUUUACCUGAAAAUGCAAGAACUGACGUUAAGAAUCUUGGAUUUAUACCAUUUCAUAAUAAAAACAAGGUGAAUAAACAUAGAAAGAAGGGUAAAACAACAAAGAGAAAAAAUGAUCCUUUAAAAUCAUUCAAAAAAUAA
Messenger RNA from Lodderomyces jiufengensis, 1728 nucleotides. Its product is annotated as ATP-dependent DNA/RNA helicase. The record is from RefSeq and is a predicted model, not a curated record. Gene Ontology annotation, molecular function: RNA helicase activity; ATP binding; nucleic acid binding. NCBI's taxonomy places the organism in Eukaryota, Fungi, Ascomycota, Pichiomycetes, Serinales, Debaryomycetaceae. Gene Ontology annotation, cellular component: nucleolus. Bases 1 to 1728 code for a protein of 575 amino acids. The transcript has a single exon.